UGUUAGGCAACCCUAGUUUGUGCAGGGAGGGCGCUGUGGCAGGGCGUGCAGCAAACAAAAGGCAGGACCCGCCCUCCAGUUGCCCUGCAGUCUGGCCAAUGUUGCCUCGAGCCUUGCUACUACAAGCAUGUGAUACUACUAAUACAUGACAAACAAGAGUGACACAUGUGGUGGUGGCCGGUGGCAAGUCAUUAAAUGAAGGUGAACAAGUACAAGGUGUCAAACCUAUCACUGUACCUGAUAUCACUAGUUUAUAAACCCUAGUGAUGGGCCCCACUACAAAUUGAGUGAUCUACAUGCAAACAUCAAAAAUGGAGGAUGAAGAGUCAGUAUCAGUAAAAUGGGAUCAUCAUCAGCCAGUCCUUCUUCAAGCUAUCAAGGAAAUAUACACAAAGGGAAUCUAUGCAGAUGUCAGACUUGAAUGUGAUGGCCAUGAACAUUGGGUGCACAAGUUUAUUUUAUCAGCCUGUAGUGAAUACUUCCAGGAGGUUCUGGCUGAUGUGCCUCACAGAGGGUCCAUUACUGUUGCUGCGUAUGUGCAACACAAACAGCUCAUGUCUCUUCUUGAUUUCAUGUAUCUUGGGGAAGUCAUUGUACCUCAGGAAGACUUGGCAGAGCUUGUAAAUGCUGCUGAAGUUCUGAUGGUGCGAGGUUUUGCCAUUCCCUGUGAGGAUCUUAAUGAUAAUGAAAACAAUGAACAGUUCAUGCAAGGCAAAGAAAUUUUUAGAUUUACUGAAAACUAUUCAAAUGCUAUACCUGAAAAUAAUAUUGAGAACAAUAUUAGCAAAGAGGCAAACAGUAGUUACAUGUAUGGACCAAAGGUUAACACAAAAAGAAAGAGAACUGACUUAGAUGGACAAGGAAGAUUAAACAAUAAAGAAAAAAAAUAUGAAACCCAACAAUCUUUUCACAAUCAUGAAGACAUGCUAAAUACAUCAAUCAAGGAGGAGCCUCUGGAUCAGGAUGCAUCUAGCAGACUGGAAUAUCAGGGAUCAACCAAUGGCUAUAUGAUGGAGAAAGGAACUACUCCUACUUCAGGUGGUGAAUUAGGAAGAAGUAAACCAUUACCUAACAUGCAGACAGACCAAGCUCCAGAUGCAAAUUGUGGAACAUCAAAUGCCGACAUAAGCAACUUGCUGAAUGUUUUGAUCGACAGUAACCCUGCAGAUAUAAAUGGAAGCUUGAGACCUGCUGGUUACCAAAAGACUGAAGAGUCCAACCAGCCAUGCCAAAAUGUACAGCCAGCAGCAGAAGCAGGGUUUGUGUGUCCACAGUGUAGGAAGGUCUUCCACUGGCGAAGCAAUCUCACCAAGCACAUGAGGACACACACGGGAGAAAAACCAUAUAGUUGUAAUGUUUGUCCAUAUAAAACCAGCUAUAGUGAAGCUCUCAAGAGACAUAUAAGAAUACACACAGGAGAAAAACCAUAUAAAUGUGAGAAGUGUGAUUAUAGAAGUAAAGAUUAUGGUUCACUAAAACAGCACGCAAAGAAACAUUCACAGAUAGAUAUAAAUGAAGUGUCAUAAUAGUUUCAUGAAAUCAUACAUAACAAAUUUACUAAGAAAUUAUGUACAAAUGAUGACAUAGUUGUGCAUGGUAUGUACAAUUUUUAAUAGUGAAAAAGAUGGUGACAUUUAUGAUAUGAAAAUGCAUUAUAUUCCUGUUGUACAUUUAGGAACAUGAUUUAGUACAUUAUAGUACAACAUGUGAAUAUUUAAAAUGAGUGAAGAUUCUGUAUACUGACUAGUUUGCAGUGAGUGAAAGUUUACAUUGAGGAAGUUAAAAUGUUAUGCUGGUAACUUGAAAAGAUGUGUUUUUUUUUUUUUUUAGGACAGUAAAUGUUUAUCUCUUUUCAUGUAUUAGCAUACUUCAGUUUAUUUUUUUCUUUUAAGUAUUUUCUUGAAAGAAAGUUUUAAAACUAUGGCAGUAAAAUCAUAUUCAUUAUUUCUUUCAAAAGUGAAACUGGAAAAGAAAUCAUAACUGAAACAACAUUGUGAGUUGAAAAAGUUGCCAGACAAGUGAUAAACUGCCCCUAAAUUUUGGCACAGAUGUGUUUUUUCUGCUCAGAUAUUUCUCGCCAUUAUCUUUGACAGGAGCAUGGAUCAUUGGUUCUUACUGCAGGUAUUCCUCCUCUGUAACAAACUUAAAUGUGCCGUAAAUUUUGUUUGCAGUGUACCAAGUGUCGCCAAGUUCACUUGUAUUCCAGAUUGCACUGGUGAGGUCAGUCAUUGCAUUGAAUAGAAUAGUCUGCAGCUUUGCAGCUUGUUGAGUUGAGCUCACUGUGUUGUGGGUGUGGUAGUAGUCUUUAGACAGAGGAAUGAGAGAUGGACUCCCAUAUAGAUCCUAUCAUUAUGAAUUUGGUGUUAUCCUGUGUAGUAAUGCUCUUUGAAUUCAUGAUUACUAAGCUUUUUCAGUAUUAUAUAAGUAUUUAAACUCCUUCUGUUGCAUAUUUCAACAUAUGUUAAAUUAUUUUCGAAAGUAGCACUUUCAUUAUUUAACUGGAAAUCAGAGUAUUAUUUUAUUUGAUUUAAUGGUAAUUUAAAAUUUAUGUUCCUUGAAAUUUGUGAAGUAAGGGAAUAGUGCAAUAGUUACCAUGUUGCUGUGUUGUUAGUAUGAAGUGACAUUGCUGAACUGCUGACCCAUAUCCUCCUUAGUUUUAAGUGAACAAGGAGUGGUUCAGUAAGAGUGAACUCAUGUAUAACAGAUUCUGUCAUAGAAUUUGUCUGUCUCCAAAGUCACCCUACAAAUUGAAGAGAGACAUAAGGAUGAUAAAUAACAAAAGUACUCAAGAUCUCAUAUGGGAUUUUUUAAAAUUUUGUAUUGUUAUCAUUAUUUUAUUUUAUUAUUAUUAUUAUUAUUAUUAUUAUUAUUAUUAUUAUUAUUAUUAUUAUUAUUAUUGUUAUUGUUAUUAUUAUUAUUAUUAUUAUUAUUACUAUUAUUAUUAUUAUUAUUUAUAUAUUUAUAUAUUUAUGUAUUUAUUUAUUUAUUAUUUUUUUAUUCAUAUAUUUUUUUAUAUACAUGUAGCACUGGCAGGCAUUGCUGCUGUAACUCUUCCUGAGGCUUAGAUGGUUGGCCUCUUAUACUUGUAGAGGCUCAGUUGGUCAGCCCACACCACUGAUGUUGUUAGCAGAUUUUUAAAGCUAUGCCUUAACAGAGGCUCAUGUGCCCCCACUCUCACCCCAAGAGCUCCCCAAUGCAUUAAUUGUCCCCAAAAUAGAGUUGAUAGGAAGCACAUGAAUAUUCUCUGGGUACUUGGCAAUAGCUUUGCAAUGGGCUAGCUCCCAGCAGGACUUCAACUUGAGUCUCCAUGAUCACUGCAUCUAACUGCUGACCACAAGACCAUCACCUUCCCUGUGAUCAUCUCUUUUUUUGUAAGUAAAUACUUUUAUUUUUGCUAUAAGGCAAUGUAAGAGUUUGGAUAUCUUGUGGUGAGCUUAUUUAAAAAGAUUCAUAGGUUUUGCAAAUACUUACAAGUACAUGGCCCAAGGCAUGUAUGAAUUUGGUAAAGAUAAGGUAUCCUUGUCCUACCAUGGAAGCACAAAAAAAUUUAGUCACAAGCUCCACCACCUGUUUGUCACCACAAAAUUGUAGCCCUGCACACACUUUCUUGAUACUGCAACAGACAUAACUGUUGUAUAUAGGAGUUUACACAGAUUGUGUGUAUUUAGUUCAGUGGAUGGAAUGAAGUGAUUCUGGACAUGGAUUACUACAGGAGCUUAUCCUGUAAUACUAAAAGUGGUGCACUAAGUUAAUUGAUAGAAGGGAAGUACACAACUCACAAUAAUGUAGUAGGUUAUCAUAAAUAUGUGAAUAUUUGUCCACAUUUGGAUAAAAUGGGUGUUAUUAAUAUGUGCACAAAUCGGUGAAUGAAUUGAUAAAUUGACAAGUUAAUGGAGUCUGACCAAAAGAGGCAAAAUGAUCCAUUAUACUCUUUUAUUUUAGAAUAUUAUUCUAUUAAGCCUAAUGCAUAGUGUGAAUUUAAUUAGUUAUAAAGUAUGCUAUAAUUAAUUAUAUGUAAUUUGUUAUGAAUUGGGCUUGUAAUACUGAAAGAAUAACACAACUAUAUAUGUAGGAUAAACAUUUUAAACUACUUCAUUGCAUUGUGUUUUAAUAAGCACAAGUCUUUGUUAUGAGCUAUCCACAUCUGAAGAGAGUGUGUGCACCUGUGCCUGCAUGCAGGCAGGUGGCUUGUUCUAUCCAUUGAACCCUUGUGGCUUCUUGCCAUGUAUUUGUAUUGUUUGCUGCCUCAUGCAUAUAAUAUACCAAAAAUAUAGUUUUAUAAUUACAAAUGUACUGCAUUCUGUGUUUUGGAUAGCAUUACAGAAGAGUUGCUAUUAUUUAUUAUUUGUAACAAACAAAAAUAAAAGUUUAGAUUUGCCAGUGAACCGUGAUGAACAGAGUUUUCAUCCACUGUUGAAGUAUUAACUUUACAUAUGAUGGUUACUCUGCAAAAAAAUCUUGCAUAUUGAGAAUUUGCAUGCAUGGUUUCUACCUUUACUUUAGAUAUCGGAAGUUAUGUUCCAAGAUUCUCUCUCUCUCUCUCUCUCUCUCUCUCUCUCUCUCUCUCUCUCUCUCUCUCUCUCUCUCUCUCUCUCUCUCUCUCUCUCUCUCUCUCUCUCUCUCUCUCU
Messenger RNA from Scylla paramamosain (green mud crab), 4628 nucleotides. RefSeq names its product zinc finger protein 888-like. Gene Ontology annotation, molecular function: protein binding; DNA-binding transcription factor activity, RNA polymerase II-specific. The record is from RefSeq and is a predicted model, not a curated record. Gene Ontology annotation, cellular component: nucleus. The transcript is spliced from 5 exons. The coding region runs from base 297 to 1526 and encodes 409 amino acids. NCBI's taxonomy places the organism in Eukaryota, Metazoa, Arthropoda, Malacostraca, Decapoda, Portunidae. Gene Ontology annotation, biological process: regulation of transcription by RNA polymerase II.